Esox lucius (northern pike) is the source of this 2990-nucleotide messenger RNA. RefSeq names its product ELAV-like protein 1. Gene Ontology annotation, molecular function: RNA binding. Gene Ontology annotation, cellular component: ribonucleoprotein complex. The transcript has 9 exons. The record is from RefSeq and is a predicted model, not a curated record. The coding region runs from base 306 to 1430 and encodes 374 amino acids. Lineage: Eukaryota; Metazoa; Chordata; Actinopteri; Esociformes; Esocidae.
GGAGUGAGAUACUGUGACGUACUUGUUAACUAUUGCGCGUGCUAGUGGCAACCGUCUUUGCUUUGCAUUUGUUGGAAGAAGGAAAAAAACGAAAUCAGUUGAGUUUUUAUUUGGGGGCCGUCUAAAACUACGUUUUUGGUCUAUUAUUAAUCACACGGGUAUCGGUGAACCAGCUAUAGGGAUAAUUUCGUCCUCGCCUUCCGCGCCAAGUUUUUGUCACGCCCACGAAGUGUGCUCACCAGAACCGUAUUGACUGUAAACGCGACUCAAGUGUUAGAAUCUGUCUGCAUAUCUAAAACGUCUACAUGGCAGUCAGAAGGGGACACAUCAGAUAUCUCAAAGUCUGUGAGGUACAAAGUUGUCAGGGUGACAACAGAGAAUCACAACAGCAUGGCAAUAAGGGUUCGAUUAAUAUGAAGCAAGAAGUAUAUGACAACGGUUAUGAUGAGCACAUGGCAGAUGAGCCCAAAGAUGCCAAAACAAACCUCAUCGUCAACUACCUUCCUCAAAACAUGAGCCAGGACGAGUUGCGGAGUCUCUUUAGCAGCAUCGGUGAGGUGGAGUCUGCCAAACUCAUCCGCGAUAAAGUGGCAGGUAAUCCCUAUCACAAAAACCAGAGCCACAGUUUAGGGUACGGAUUUGUUAACUAUGUUAACGCUAGUGAUGCAGAAAGGGCUAUCAAUACCCUCAAUGGGCUGAGACUACAGUCUAAAACUAUCAAGGUGUCCUUUGCCAGGCCAAGCUCUGACGGUAUAAAGGAUGCCAAUCUUUAUAUAAGUGGACUGCCCAAGACCAUGACCCAGAAAGACGUGGAGGAUAUGUUCACACGCUAUGGCCGGAUUAUCAACUCGCGUGUCUUGGUCGAUCAGGCCUCUGGCCUUUCCAGGGGUGUGGCCUUUAUCCGCUUUGACAAACGGGCAGAGGCAGAGGACGCCAUCAAAGACCUGAAUGGGCAGAAACCUCCGGGUGCCUCUGAGCCCAUCACAGUGAAGUUUGCUGCCAACCCCAACCAGGCCAAGAACUCCCAACUCAUCAACCAGCUCUACCACAAUCAGGGCAGGCGCUUUGGGGGCCCAGUACACCACCAGGCCCAGAGAUUCAGGUUCUCUCCAAUGAGUGUGGACCACAUGAGCGGUAUGUCCACGGUCAGCACCCAGGGCAACUCAACGGCCGGAUGGUGCAUCUUCAUCUACAACCUGGGCCAGGACGCCGACGAGGGCAUCCUGUGGCAGAUGUUUGGGCCCUUCGGAGCCGUCACCAAUGUCAAGGUCAUCCGAGACUUCAACACCAACAAGUGCAAAGGCUUCGGCUUCGUCACCAUGACCAAUUAUGAGGAAGCCGCCAUGGCCAUCGGCAGCCUCAACGGUUACCGCCUUGGAGACAAGGUCCUGCAGGUUUCCUUUAAAACUAGCAAGGGGGGACACAAGUAAAUUAAAUCGGGGUGGAGUGGUACUUGUUUUGUAUGCUUAUUGGGGGGUUGGGGGAUGGGCUAAAUUUGUUCUGGCAAGGAGUAUUACCUCUUUCCAUGUAAUCUAAUUUCUAGGCUGUCAUUUCAAUCUGUCUUAGUCAGUAGAUAAGUAGUGUCUUAGGCUGUGACAUAAACGACAGUAAAAACAUUUAUUUUUUGCCGGGCCGGGGUGGGGUCCUGACGUGUACAGAGGUUGUUGACCAAUUAUUGAAUGUUUGAAUGGCUCUGUGGAUUUUUGUUGGUCUGUUGUUCAAUUGUGCCACAUGGUUGAUGGCAACAAUGCAACUGCUGCCAUGUCUAAUGCUCUGAUUUGUACCUGCUUGUCAUUUCUCACUUUUUACUGUUUUUCGUCGCAGUGAUGUCCAGUAGAUCUGAAUGGUGUGAUUUCAAACCUAAACCCUGCUCUAGAGCAACACAAAUCAGAGUAUUAGAUAAAGCAUGCACUUCUAGAUGUUAAAGUGGUCAUGUGUUGACAGUGCAUUUGUUUUGUUUGUUUUGAAAAAACAUUAUUUAAUGAGGGACCAAAGAGGGUGGACUGAAACGUUUCACCUUUAUCACCUAAUACAUGCCCUCGGACAGUAUUCGACUGUAAAAUAUGAUACAGAACUGUUUAAAUUAAUUGGUUAAUCUGAAAAGGCUCUUGGAUUAACUGUUUGUUUCUGAAGGAAGCUUUUUACAGUCCUACGCCUUUUCUGUUUCAAGUUAAUUGUAUUGCGGCUGCCUUUGAGCAUCAACCUGAUUUAUGAGAUUGUUGGAUUUGUUUUGUCAUUAAAAUUUAUUUAGUGGAUGUUUUUUGUCUCAAGCUUUGUUUUUUUUCUAUAUGUAAGUGUACUUGGACUAUGUUUGGUUAUUUUAAUUUAACCUAUAUCUGGCCAUGUAAUUCCAACCAGGUCUCCUGUAUGCCAUCAUUAUUUGCCUCAUUCUAAUUAUGCUUGACAUAUUUUAAUUUAAAAGCCCUUGAAAGACAUGGUUUUGUAACUGAAGCAGGUUUCAGCCUGAGGUUCUAUGUGGGGGCUCUUUCCUUUAUUGGCCGACUACUGGAGCCCUUGUAAGGGGAGCUCAAACCUUCCCAUUUAGAUGUGCAUUGUCUGUUAACUUCUAUUUUGGUGUACAGUUAGAUUUUUAGCCUUUUAAUCUCUGUAUAUACUGUACAUUGCUCUUUCUCAGAGGAAUAAAACCUUUUUAGCAAUUGCUGAUGUUAACAUUUCAAUUCCUGCAAAUAAACUGACAUCUCCAUGUAAGUCUUAUUGUGCUUCUCAGUGCCGCCGUGUCAAUUCACUCGGCACAUGAGCAUUGGCCAGUGGGCUUUGAUUGAAACCAAUGGCCCCGUCUUUGUAUGGAUGUCCAGCUUCUAGAAGCGUUUGAGUAACUGCACUAAACAGAUUCACUAACCCUAACCCUUCAGUUGUCACACAGCUAACAUGUAAGCGUCCAUUUUCUUUGGUGGAAUUCAGAAAUAGUUCUUAGGCUGUUUUUGUUAACAAGCUGGUGUACCUAAUAAAGUGGCCACUGUAUGUUUGUA